UCUAUAUUCUGAUUAGAUAGCAAAAAAUAAACUUUAUGUUCUAUGUAAUAAGAUUUAUAUUAUUUAACGUGACAUUACGUAUUUAUUUUUGUUUUGUGCAGAUUUAUAUUAUCGCUACACUGACAGCAUUGAAUAGUGAUUUCAUUGUUCUAUUUAGUUUCUGCUGGUAACAUGAUUUUGUAGUUCGAUUUUAAAGUUUAUCCUUUAGAGGUCCAUGUAUCCGUAAUGAUGGAGGGUUUAGCGCACGACGAGGAAAUUAUUUGGUCAUGCUGGGAGCAAAAAUCCCCAAGGGAUGUGGUCAGAGAGGCCGCAGCCAAGGGCACACACAUAGCCUUAGCCACCAAAUAUUUAAUGCAUAAAAACUCUUGGAGUGAAUCUACUGCAAAGGACUGGUUUGUGGCUGAAGUCAAAGCAUGGACUGUUCAACUACUAUUGCGGAAACAGAUAUUCAAAGUGCUGCAUAUUUUGGAUAAAGUUAAAAUUAAUCCUGAGGAACAUCUUAUGACACUUGCAGAGGUGUCAGAAUCAAUUGAAUACAGAGAUUUUAUAGUGGAACAUUUAGAGAAGCUAUUAAAAAAUAUGAUUCCUGAAAAUAUCCCCAAAUGGGAGGAGUUUCAAAGACAUUGGAAUCUGUUGAGAUAUCUUGAGAAAUCAUUUGAGACUGAUGGCAUAUUUAAACAAAAUAAAGUUUUUAUUGUGGGUAAAGAGAGAGUUUAUGUCACUGAGUCUGAGAUUAAAGCACUGACAAUAGAGAAAAUUGCGAAAUAUCCACCACAGUGGAAGAGCAAGAUAUCGACAACAUUAUUUUUCAAUUCAUUUGAGUUUUCACUUUUGGAUUUCUCCACUCCUCUUGAAAUGUGGAAUUAUUUAUUGGAUCAAAACAAAGCAAUGAUUCUCGUUCGAUGGAUUAAUGUUCAAUCAUCAGAAGUCGUGCGCGAUAUGAACGCUCGCUAUAAUUUUUUCAACAACGAGAGUUUCGUAAAAAGACUAUUGAAUGUCGACACAACAGGUUUCGAUAAUAAAGUUUUAGAAAACUUAGAUGAAGUAUUUCGUAAAUGGUCUAUCACAAACGAAAUGGUUGACAUCGUUGCUAAGAGUAAUUGCUUUGCGUAUACCAAAAUGUGUAUUUAUGACACUCUGUGCUCCUAUGGCAUAGUCAAUGAGGACGAACGCAAUAAUUUAUAUCAAAUCAUAGCAAGACUUGCUCGUACUCAAAAUUUGAAACUCAUUGAUGAUAUUUUUACUGAAUCAUGUUCUACCAUAAGCAAAGGUCAUUUUUAUGUGCAGUUGGCAAAGUAUUGUGUCAAAAAUAAACUCUAUAAAGUGCUAACGAUGUGCGUGGAGGGGAAUAUAUUAGACACAGAUUUAUCGGAGGUCGAACAAGAUGCGAAGGACUGUAUUGAACUUUGGUUGUUGUUUAAAAGUAUAGAGCAAACAUCCGACAGACAGAGUCACGUGCUGCCUGUUUACAAAACUUGUCAACAAAUAGCCAAGGACGACAUCGAUGAUUACAUUUCUUCCAAUCCGCAUUUAGUUCUCGGAAUGAUUUUGUUGGAGGAUGCUACUAAAUUGUUUGAUAUAUUUUCUAAAGAGGACUUUUUGCAGUUUAAGGACUUUAAACUGCCAAAUAAAAAAUAUAAAGAUAAACUUACACACUUGUUUAACGUCUACAAAAAACAUUCUAGCCAAAUGCUUGAAACUAAAGAUGUUAAUGUUUAUCAACUGUUAUCGGGAUAUAGAGGGUUGGAUGUUUCGAAAAUAUUUGAAUUCCAAUUAAUUAAUCAGAAUACUCACAAUCUGGUCAGUGAUAAACCUGACAGGCGGAGCCUGGGUAGCCUGUUGUCCAACGACGUGGAUGUAAAAGCAGCGUGUAUCAAAGCAUUGACACAGAGAGCCAUGGAAAUGCCAGAUUUUGCAAAUGAAAAGCUUAUGAAACGAUAUGGGUAUGUUGCUAAGCUAAAUCAUGUGUAUUAUCUAAAACAAUAUAGGCCUUGUAACGCAAGCCAGGCUUUUGUAGCACAACAAUAUCAGACCUAUAAUCGUCUUCAAGAUAAAAGCAUAAAGAGUGCUUGUUGCGAAGCCCACGCGUUAGCAUUACAGAAUUGGUACGAUCCCGCAAUGACGGCUUGUGCAGUGUCGUUCGUUGCUAUGAUCGGAUGUAACCCGACAAGAUGCCGGGUGCAUAUGUCCGCUGCGAAAAUGAUGAAAGAUCACAUGAUGAACUAUAAAGGCGUUACCGAGGAAAAGGCUAACAAGACUGUUAAUGAAUACAUGUCUAAACUGAUACAGAGCAAUGAUGAUGCUGCUAAAGACAUAUUGCGGUAUUUGGAAGAGAUAACGACAUGCAAGCUACGGGAGAAACAACGAGUUGAUGGCAAAGUUGAUAUGGCCGUUGUUCUGUACGAAUCUCAAGUUAUGGUUAAAUUUGCAAUUCUACACAAUUUGCCUCUACCCGAAUCACAACUGAAAGUGUUUGUGAAAACUAACUCUUGGUUCAACUUUUUACUUUUCGGCGAUGUAUUCCGAUAUCCUCUUCCCCAAAUGUUACAAUUGUCGCAAGAGUUCGAGAGGCAGUCUUAUGCGGAGCAUUUGAAGCAUAUUAUGCUGCACAGGAAUACAGAAGAAGUUUCAGACAAGGACUACAAAUCCAAUGUUAGUAACGGCCAAAGACGACUAUCAAGAUUGAAUUCAGUUGAUGUUAGUCCAACACAUGGUAAUUCAUUCGAGUUUCCAUCGAGUGCGUACAUGGGCCGAGAGUUAUGGGAGGUGGCCGCGGCGUGUCAUGGCCCUGAAGAUCCACCCGCGGCGCUACUGCGAGCCGCUGACCUCUGUCGCGAACCGUUGCUUGUGCUCAUCGCCAGUUGUUAUGAGCCAAACGCAGUGGAUGUGUUGUGGGUCCAGUGGAUCUUAGCUUCAUUAGGGCCGAGCACGCUCAGACAAAACGUGAUGCAGUCGGUAAUAGCGCAGCAGUACAAACCAGACGAGCAGUUCCAGAAAGUGGCAGAGCUCUGCUUGAUGGAAGGAUACGUGACUACACUGCACGAGUCCAUGCUUAUAUUUAUGCCGGAAAGUCCCCUAACACUCCUGUCUUCUUUCCUUCACCGCUGCAUUCGCCAACAUAAUUUCGACUCUGAGAGCACUAAACUCUUAGCAAGUUUUUUGCAACACUGCCAAAGGAAAUACAGCGUAGAUGCCAAUGGAUUCCCAUGGUAUAUGUCUAAAGAAGCUCUUCAAAGAGUGGCGGUUUCUUUAGUGAAGAUUGCACUUGGAGAAAAUUUCGAUAGUGCGUAUCAUCAAAGGGAAUUCUUACGGCUGUUAUCGACUGUUGAAUUUGAAAAAGGAUUUAUAGUGCCGUCGCCAAACUUUUUAAAAAUUUACGAAAUAUUGCAAAUAUCGAUGGAGACUUCAUACGUGGUCAUCGUUUCUAAGACGCUUCAAGACAAUGCACGGGAGUAUCUGGCAGAGUGUGUCGAAAUAUACACAUCCACCCAAAACUAUGACGUGGCUCUGAAGAUAGCAAAACUAGCAGACAUUCCAGCCAACGAUAUUUUAACUGCCGAGUGGACGCAUAAAUACGAAAACCUUCUUCUUAGAGAUGACGUCGUGGGCGAUAAGGAUGUAACGCUGUUUUUAGCCCAAUGCAGUGAAGCGUUCAAAUCAGCAGCCGUGUCCUUCAAACACGCGACAGACUUUCUGAUACAGUACGUCGGUAAAAUAACGGAUCCAGUUCAGAAGUUCUACUCCUACAAGGUGAUAAUGAGUUGGUUCGAAGACAACCUUGUCUACGGCAGCAAUAGAGAAGACAUCGAACACUUAAUGUGGGACGCUUAUUUCAAAGCGGAUCCAAACAGCGUAUUCCUGAGUAACUAUCGCAGUAUCUUGCAUUACAUCCUGAACGGACAGAAAGAUGUUAAUGUUCCAAGAGAAAUGGCGUCAACGGACGCGAACAAACCGUUCACGAUGAUGUUGAAUGAGAUCGAGAUGGAGUCAGAUGUAGGGAAUAUCGAAAACGUUGUUCUAUUGGAAGAACCUGACUCGAUCGAGAGCUGGAGAAAAGUUGUGCAUCAGCUACUUGAGUUGAAGUUGAUUGUUGACGCGUUCCGUUUGUCGGCGUUGUUUAGGACUCCCCCUGAGUACAGAUACUGGCCGCUGGCGUGCCCCGUUCAGAUAUUCAGAACGUGCCUAAAAUUGGCUGAAGGCAGUUGCUCGCCGUACGAGCUUCCGCAAGAGUUAAGGCUUGUGAUUGCCUCGCCUAUAUUGCAAAAUAAACUUUCAGUGUCCGGAGUGUCCGAUGCCAGUUUCGAGGAGCUGGUGGUGAUCCAGGAGAAGCAAGACAACGUGCCGGAGAGCUCUCACCUGGCGGCGCGCGAGGAGGCCGACCGGCUCUCCGCACUCGACGCGCUCGCCGUGAGGAGCGGGCUGGCGCUCGUGAAACAGGUUGCCAGUUAUUUCCGCAUAGCGUUACAAAUAGGGUGGGAUUACGGCUCUGUAUUGAAGUAUCAGAAUCGCGCCAUAGACUUCAUAAACUUUGUCAGCGGCCGAGCGAGGAUGUCGCUCGCCAACCUCGUGUUUAAAACGUUCAACAUACCGACAAAACAGAUAGCCGAAUACAUCUGCUGUGAGAUGGUUGCGGCAAUCAUAUCGCCACAUCUAGUGAAAACAUCAACGUUCAGACAAAAGGAGCACUUCCAAUACACACUAUGGGGAUAUGCGUUAAAUUCCGACAUGGAAAUGUUCCUCAACAUGCGACCAGACGCCUGCAGCCAAGUUGGAAGACUGAUCUUGGACCAUCUGGUCGCAUUCCAGAAGAUAUACAAAGUGAAUGCGACGUUACGUCUUCCAGAAAACACGUUUGACGACAGCUGCCUUGAUGUGGAAACACUAAUUGAUGAAGAGUAUCAAAAUGUUGAAGGUAGCGAAGUGGAAUCAGUAUUGACUGAAGAAGGCACGCUGAUGUCGGCUGAAACUGAGUCUCUAUACUCGGUAUCGACAGUGUACACCGCGGGAAACAAAUUGUCAAGGGAUACGAGACGCAAUUUGUUCGAUGUUAUUGCAAGGAAUAACGUUCAAAUUCGAUAUGAAGUCAAGUCGAAUAUAAGGAAGAUUACUAAAGGCGCCAGGCUUUCCACAAAACAGGUGAACAUCAUCUGCAUCGAGCUGCUGGUGGUGGCGCACGAGUGGUUCAGCAGCGCGUGCGACACGGAGGGCGUGGCGGUGUCGGUGCGCUCGGCGGCGGCGCUGGCGGCGCGCCUGCUGGCGGCGCGCUCGUGGCGCCUCAUGGUGCGCCUGCUCACCGGCCUCGCGCGCUACCACGAGUGCGCAUACAUCUUCCAGGCUUUACGAGAAAAUCACCAGUUCGAAUAUCUCCUCGGCCAAUUUGACUACAUGCUCGGCCAGCAACCGGACAAAAUCGCAGAGUUCAAGCAGGGUCUACUGGACUUCCUCAAAACACACUGUCCAGGCGACACCGACACCUAUAUCAUGGUCGCACUGCACUUCAACAUGUAUGCGGAAGCGGCCCAUGUGAAAAAGAAACAAGCCAUCAACCUGAUUGAGGAUUUGGAGAAAAUGGCGCUCGAUGCUGCUAGAGCUACAUCCAAGAAGCCGUUCAAACCACCCACAUGGCUGCUGAUCCACGACAGCCAGCCAACGAAAAUACUGCUAGAGACAGCGCUGAACCACUGCACUGACGCGGCGGAGUUGUAUUUGCAGGGCGGUUGUACCGGCUUUGCGGGAGAGAUGGCAGCACUGGCGCAGCAAAUUGCUUUACAGAUGUCGCUUCUAAACGCAUCGCCCACAAGGCUCAUAUUGAAUCGCAGCACUGAGCAGAUGUAUAAACUCGUUAGUGAAUAUUUGAGCCUGAUGGAGGGCGUGGUGCUGCUGGCGGGGCGCGGUGGCGCGGCGUGGCGCGAGCUGGCCUACCGCCGCGCGCUCGCCAACGACCAGGCCUACCUGCGCGACAUGGCGCUCUACCGACCCGACGUCGCGCACGACUUUCUCAACAGAUAUAAGACGGAGAGAAACAAAACGCCCGUGUCUCAAGCCGCGAUGACUGAACUGCGUAAUCUGUGCAGAUGAUAUAAGAUUAAAAUUUAAUUUUAAGGCAAUGUGUAAUACUCGUAUAUUGCAUGUGUGACGUCCCUGCCAAAACACAUUCCGCAGGAUUGAUGUGAGAUUUCGUUGCAAUAUUAUUAUAAGCCAAAUAUGUAAUAAUUCGCUAUCUAAGUGUAUUAUUCAAUCGAAAUUAUUUUAAAUUAUACUUUUUUUUUUAUAUUCUGUGAUAUAUGUAGACUUGACUGAUGAAUUUAACUGUAUUUUUAUAUCAUGUUUAAUUAUUAAUAAAGUGAUUCCAGUUAUA
This is a messenger RNA of Manduca sexta (tobacco hornworm), 6358 nucleotides long. RefSeq names its product spatacsin. Gene Ontology annotation, cellular component: synapse; dendrite; cytoplasm. The record is from RefSeq and is a predicted model, not a curated record. Gene Ontology annotation, biological process: synaptic vesicle transport; chemical synaptic transmission; axon extension. The transcript is spliced from 15 exons. Lineage: Eukaryota; Metazoa; Arthropoda; Insecta; Lepidoptera; Sphingidae. The coding region runs from base 226 to 6078 and encodes 1950 amino acids.